CAGUCCCACUUCAGCUGUUGGAAUGGAUCGUCUGGCGGAAACCCGUGUAUUACUUUUCUUUGGAGGUGGGGUAGCGAUUAGUUUCCUCUACGUGGUGGGGGUCGUGGUCUAUCGACUAUGGUUUCACCCACUAGCGAAGUAUCCUGCUCCACUUCUGAACCGUGUCACACAACUCCCUGCAAUUGUAUCAGUCCUAGUCGGCCGCUUGCCUAUGUACACAAAAACAUUGCAUGACAAAUAUGGCCCAAUCGUGCGAUUAAGUCCGAACGAGCUUUCUUUCAAUACCCCUCAGGCGUGGGAAGACAUAUAUGGCCACCGUUUGGGAAAACCGAAUAUGGCAAAGGAUCCCAUUCACGUUGGAGCUGUUGAUCCGGUUCCCGGAGUCUCCACUAUAUCGAUGUCUGACAAUGAAACUCACGCGCGACAGCGGAGGGCUCUUUCUCACGGCUUUAGCCAGCAGGCUUUAUGGGGCCAAGAAGAGAUAGUCCAGGGCUACGUCACAAAGCUUCUUAACAACGUGAAGACCUUCGCCGAAAAGAGUCAGUCAUUUAAUAUCGUGGAUUGGUACAAUUUUAUGACCUUCGAUGUAAUUGGGGAUCUCUCCUUCGGCGAAUCCUUCGGCUGCCUCGAACGCGGAGACUUUCAUUUCUGGAUUACCCUCAUUUUCCGAUCUGUGCAAGCCGGAGCUAUUGAGGCUGCCACGAGGCGCUUCGCAACUGCAGGAUCUCCUCUUCAAAGCUACCUUAUGCGAUGGAUCCCUAAUGAGAUGCGAACGCAACGAAGAGACCACCUAUCCUACAGCAGAGAAAAAGUUUUGAAGCGGCUAUCAGACACAAAAAGCGACCGAAAGGACUUCAUCUACUAUAUUCUCCGCCAGUCAAAACGAAUCGACCUGUCCCAGGACGAGAUCAUUGUUAAUGGAGCCCUGUUCAUUGUCGCCGGAAGCGAAACCACCGCGAUGACUCUGAGUGCUAUGACAAACUUCCUCAUCGCGCAUCCGGAGAAAUUUGAGAAAUUGAAGAAAGAAAUCCGAGGGAGCUUCAACUCGGAACAAGAGAUCACCGUGGAGAAGGCAACUGCACUUCAGUACUUGAAUGCUUGCAUUGAGGAGACUUUACGGUUGCUGCCACCAGCCCCCAUUGGGUUCUUACGAUCUGUUCCCGCAGGUGGCGACACGAUUGAUGGAGAAUACCUUCCAGGAGGUACGACCGUCUCUGUGAGUUCGUGGUGUGCUCAACACAACGCAGCGAACUUCAAGAACCCCGAUGAAUUCAUUCCGGAGAGAUGGUUCGAUCCAGCAUAUGCCACAGACUAUAAACUUGCCAGCCGACCAUUCUCCCUCGGUCCACGAGGUUGCAUUGGGAAGAACCUGGCAUACAUGGAAAUGAGACUUGCCUUCAGUCGACUAUUCUGGCUUUACGAUGUUACCACAACAGACGGUGCGCCGGAUUGGAACAUGGAAGGCCAGAUGAAAAACAUGAAGGCAUAUAGUACAUGGGUGAAGCCUGAACUAAAUGUGAAGGUCAGCCCAGUGCGGAGAUGAG
Messenger RNA from Lindgomyces ingoldianus, 1544 nucleotides. RefSeq names its product cytochrome P450. Gene Ontology annotation, molecular function: iron ion binding; monooxygenase activity; oxidoreductase activity, acting on paired donors, with incorporation or reduction of molecular oxygen. NCBI's taxonomy places the organism in Eukaryota, Fungi, Ascomycota, Dothideomycetes, Pleosporales, Lindgomycetaceae. The record is from RefSeq and is a predicted model, not a curated record. The coding region runs from base 23 to 1543 and encodes 506 amino acids. The transcript has 7 exons.